This is a messenger RNA of Musca domestica (house fly), 1827 nucleotides long. RefSeq names its product cytochrome P450 CYP12A2 (gene CYP12A2). NCBI's taxonomy places the organism in Eukaryota, Metazoa, Arthropoda, Insecta, Diptera, Muscidae. Gene Ontology annotation, molecular function: heme binding; iron ion binding; monooxygenase activity. The record is from RefSeq and is marked provisional.
CGAUACGAUAUUGACGGUAAAUAGCAAAGUAUCCAAGCGAGCAGACAAACAUUCAGUGAAAACAACUCAACGCGAAAAUGUUGAAAACGAAACAACAAAUAAUAGCUCUGAAUAGAUUCAGAUGUUGGACAUCUAACCUUCCGGGUUUGCAACAACAAUGCCGCAACCAAUCCACAGUGACAGCUGCAUCAUCCAAAUGGGAACAGGCCAAGCCAUUGAGUGAAAUGCCCACCAUAAGUCCCUUUCAACUUUUGCGUCAUUUUUUUCCGGGUGGCAAAUAUACCAAUCUUGAUACCACCCAACUGAUGUUGGCUUUUAGACGAGAUUUUGGCCCGAUAGUCUACUUAAAGGGUAGUCUUGGCAAACCCGAUGUUGUCAUGACCAAUAAUCCCCAUGACUUCGAAAAGGCUUUACAUAAUCAAGGCAUUUGGCCCAUGCGUCCUGGCAUGGAAUAUUUAAGUUAUCAUCGUCAAGUCCAUCGCAAAGACAUAUUCCAGGGUGUGGAGGGUCUUUUGGGAUCACAAGGAGAAGCAUGGGGUUCAUUUCGAUCGGCCGUAAAUCCAGUUUUAAUGCAACCCAAGAAUGUCCAUUUAUAUUUCAAUAAAAUGUCGGAAGUCAAUAAGGAAUUUAUGGAGCGAAUUCGUAAAAUUCGUGAUCCUCAAACCCUGGAAGUUCCCGAUAAUUUCGAGGAAGAAAUUAAUCGUUGGACAUUGGAAUCGGUAUCUGUGGUGGCGCUGGACAAACAAUUGGGUUUGAUUACCAAAAAUCGUGAUGAUCCAACACCGAAACGUCUCUUCAAAGCUCUGACGGAUUUCUUUGAAGCAUCUGGUGAUUUGGAAUUCCAGCCAUCCAUAUGGAAGUACAUUAAGACACCAACAUUUAAAAAGGCCAUCAGAAGUUUGGAUGAAAUCACCGAUAUUACCAAAAUGUAUGUGGAUGAGGCCUUCGAACGCAUCGAGACUGAGAACAAAAAUCGCAAUGAGGAAAAGCCGGAAAAUGAAAAGAGUGUUUUGGAGAAGCUCGUCAAGAUUGACAAACAAAUUGCCAUGGUUAUGGCCAUGGAUAUGCUGAUGGCUGGGGUGGAUACGACUUCUUCCACCUUUACGGGUCUUUUACUAUGCUUGGCCAAAAAUCCCGAAAAGCAACAAAAAUUGCGCGAGGAAAUCAUGCAAUUGUUACCCCAAAAGGAUUCAGAAUUCAAUGAAGCUGUUUUCAAAAACAUGCCCUAUUUGAGGGCCUGCAUCAAGGAAUCGCUACGUGUCUAUCCCUUGACGGUGGGUAAUGCUCGCACCCAGGCCAAUGAUGUUGUGAUCAGUGGCUAUCGUGUUCCCAAAGGUACUCUGAUAUCCAUGAACUCGGUGACUCUAAUCAAAGAUGAUGCUCAUUAUCCUCGUGCCCGUGAAUUUUUACCCGAACGCUGGUUGAGAGCUUCCAAGGAAAAUGAAAAAUCCGCUGAAUGUCCACAUGCCUUGAAGGCCAGCAGUCCUUUCGUUUAUUUACCUUUUGGUUUUGGAUCCCGUAGUUGUAUUGGCCGCCGUAUUGCCGAAAUGGAAUUGGAAUUGGGCAUAGCGCGUCUGAUUCGCAAUUUCCAUGUGGAAUUCAAUUAUCCCACUGAUAAGGCUUUCAAGAGUCUGUUGAUAAGUGUCCCCAAUAUCCCAUUGAAAUUUAAAUUUACUGAUGUAAACAAUUAAAAAAAAAUGAAUGUGAGAAAUAUUUGUAGAAAAAAAAAUUGUAAAAAAUUAUUUAUUGUACAGUAUUUAUGGUUUAUCUAGAAAUAUUAAAAAAGAAACUGUGUGAAAGAAUAAAACAUAAAUAAAAUAUUAAGAA